This is a messenger RNA of Lodderomyces elongisporus, 3069 nucleotides long. RefSeq lists its product as uncharacterized. The transcript has a single exon. Bases 1 to 3069 code for a protein of 1022 amino acids. Lineage: Eukaryota; Fungi; Ascomycota; Pichiomycetes; Serinales; Debaryomycetaceae. The record is from RefSeq and is a predicted model, not a curated record.
AUGUUCAAGAAAAGGGAGAGAACGCAGCACAGAACUGCAUACACUGGUGUUGGCCAGAAUUCAGGAAAUUCACAGCAACCUAACCCUGGUGCACGGGCUGCAGCGUUGAGCAUUGGGAAUGCCUUUAAACAACAAAGUUCACAGCCACAACCUUCAACUUCAAGACAAUCCUUUGGGUCUCUGAAUACUGUGAACUCUUCAAACUAUAGAAAUGGAAGUUUAUCAACUUCACGAAAUGGCAGUCUAUUGCAAAGAGGAUCACGCAGCUCCUAUGCGCCUCCGGUUACACAGCAACCACAAGCGAGGGUACCAAAUUCUGGUAGCAGACGCUACUCGCUAGGAUCUUCAAUCACCAGCCAACCUCGCUCCAACAGACCGCUAAACUCAGCAGGAGCAACAGGCCGAUCAGUCUCACGAGGCAGCAAUUAUUCCCACAACAUUGAUGAUAGUUUUCCAGAACUGUAUGCAGAACAGGGAUACGACGAUGACCACGAGGAUUCGUCUCAUGCAUACAACAUGGCAAAUAUGCGCGACUUGAAGUUGCCUGUUACUGCUGAGGAUAACUUUCAGAAACCAGUGAGGAUGGUGAAGAAAUAUGUGCCAAGUCCCACAGGUAUCAAGGUCAUUGAGGUUCCGGAGUCGAGUUUUGAUAUGGAGAUUAAACGGUCGAAUUCAAUGAGAAUGAACCCAUAUAAUUCAAGAUCCAAUUCCUUGCGAGCACCAGCAAAGAAAUCAGCGUCAAGAUCAGGAUCGUUGACGAGUGUUGAUUCAAAGAAUCUCGGACGCAGGACUAUAAGCAGCGCAACAAACCAUACACAAGCAAUGGGUUCCUUAAAUGAACAAGUGACACUCGAAGACAGUCUCGGUAAGAGUGCUGAAAGAGUUGCAAGAGAAAAUAAACUUAAAGCGUUGGAGGAACAAAUUGCGAAAGAAAAGGAACUUGAAAAAGAAGUUGAGCUCAAGCGAAUAGAAUACGAGCGUCUCCGUAAGGCAAGACUUGAUAAGGAGAAAGAAUUGGAAAAGUAUGCGGCUAUUCAAAGCGAAGAACCAAAUGUUGCAAAUAAUCGUGAUAAUACCAACGCGGCGGUUGCUGAGACUACAGAUGUUUCUGCUCAUGCUAACCCGAACGAUAGCGAUGCCUACAUUAUUCCUCCUGCAGUUGCUGUUCGCUCGGCUGAACCAGAAGUAAAGAAGACAAACUUUGCCGAGACUCAUACUGAGAUUGACAAUGAUACACAAACUGGAGAUAUCACUACUGCAAGUGACAUAUUGCUAGAAGUACAAGAACCUCAUGAUUCUGCUUCACGUCGCUCGAGCACUGGCCCUGUGGAGGACACGUUGAGUUUAUUAUCUGAAGAUGGUAAAAAUAUGGCACCAACGGAACAGGCCAAUGAUGAAGGAUAUAGUAAAGACGAAUUAUCAAAAGUAUCCUCAGAGAGCGACCUCAACAACGGUAUGGUGGUUAAAAUUUCGUUAGGUGAAAAAGGGUUGGAAGAAGAAGGCAAUGAUCCUAGGUCUUCCAUUUUGAGUGCGAACCAAGAUGGAAUCGAAUCUGUUGAGACCUUGUCUAGCAAUUCAUCGGGAGCGAAUGAGGUGCUGAAAAACAAGGAUGCUGUAUCACAAGAUGCAAACCCAGAUUUGUCUCAAAAUGCUGCAAAUUACUUUCCCUUAGAUCAAAGUACUACCCCUCGCGUUGAAACUACUGCGGCUGAUGAAGAGCGUAAUGGUGACUUACUCACUUCAAACUCCAAACAGCAACAGCAGCGGCAAUGGGAGUCCAAUGCUGAUACUAGAGUAUCACAAGCAAACUCGUCGAUGAAUUCGCUACAACCCCCUACUAUUGCUGUUAAUACAAGCUCAAAGUCAUCACUCUACUCUGAUGAUACAUCGCCCAAGAGACCUUUGAAGUCAGCAAUGAAGUCCACCUCGUUUUCGCUGCUUCCAAACAAUCAAAAAAGCGCUGUAAAAAACGUGAACAAAAACAGUGCGGCACAUCAAGCGUACCUCUCUCUUACCACGGCAGAAAAUACCAGACUCAAUUCAAGUAUCUCAACACUGCCGAACCCACCAACAUCAAGGAGACGCAGUACUUCGCGUGGAGAGGUCUACAAUUUGGGUGGUGUUGACGGUGGGGCUUACCCUCAGUAUUCCAACCCCAAUGUUCUCCACAAGGAAGCACAAAGGAAGCUUUCACAUAACAGUUUACGGAACAGUUCUGUGAAUCCCAAUGCACAACGUCAUCAGAAUCCUUCAAGAGGAGGAAAUGCAACUGGACCUGCAAAUGGAGCUGGAAUGAGUAAUAGAACAAUGCGCAAUAGCACAUAUGUCCAGCCUAUAAAGCCACAUCCUGCAUUGCAACCAAACUAUGUAUCACCAUCCAAACUUAAGGUACAGGAGUUGUAUGCAAAAGCGCAAGCUAGACCUUAUUCAAACUUUGCACCAUUGGAAAAGACAUCGUCGUUUGAAAAGGAAGUACCGGAGAACCAGCGCCAAUCGCAGCAGCCUGGAAAUACUGCACAAGUACCGCAAAAGAAGACGGGACCAAAAAGAACAACUUUGAGAAGUCCUAACCCACCAAGUGCCACCCAAAAUCAUGCAUCAAGACCACUUUAUUCUCAACCACAGAAUAAUGGCAGAACUGGUAAUGCUAAUAUCAGUGCAAAUCCUUCUGGAUACAAGUCCAGGUUUAACGACUCAGAUGAUGACUUACCGGGUGCUUCGUUCGGAGGUAAAUUUAAAUCUAGAUUUGCUGACUCAGAUGAUGACUUACCGAGAGGAGGAGGCGGAGGAAGUGGAGGCAUGCAAUCUUUGGCCCCUAUGCCAGAAGCAAGAUAUAAUAAUAGUAAAAACAAUUACAACAACAAUAAGAGCAAUAGUAAUUAUAAUACUGGUGCUUCUUCUGCUGCUGCUGCUACAAAUUAUGCUAACAACAACCAAUGGCAAGCACAGUCACAGGCACAGGCACAGGCACAGGCACAGUUCUCCCCAUCUUAUGAAGAUCAAGAUCUGGGUUCAAAACAAAAGAAAAAGUUUGGAAAACUUAGAAAGUUAUUUGGACUGAAAUCUUAA